AUGACACCAGCAAUCGAGCAUUACACCACCAAACUCAGUAUCGCCACAGCCCAACUUGCGGCUCUCUACCCACUAGACACUUCAGACAAGAUUUCACAAGCCAUCGCACCAUGGAAUGAGCUCUAUGGGUUUAUCGGGUUCACCACGCUUGAUUCUCAGGGUGAACAAAGCUUCUUCAACCAUCCAGACACUGCUGCUCUCAUUCCAGCUACCAGGACUGCUGUUCGUGAAUGCGAGGCCGCUUUCGAGAUAUUUUUUGCUCGCCAAAUAAUCGAUUGUGCAGACCCCCGUGCUGAGCUCUUGCGAUUUCCCAUUCAUGUCUUCUACGAGCACACUGCCUCAUUAGAAUGGCAUGCCCUUACAGCCGUCUUGGGCCAAUACCCAACAAACGUGGCCAUCCUAGGCGCAGGUGCACUUCCGGAGACUUGCGUCUGGAUUCAGGAUUGGGCAAGAGAGAACAAAACACGAGUUCGAGUGCACAAUGUUGAGCUUCUAGAAGAUAGAUGCGAGCUUGGACGACUAGCAGUCUCUGCGCUGGGUGUGUACAGCGAAGACACGACUUUCGAGGCGGGCGAUGCAUGUGCUAUUCCUGCCAACCUCCAACCGUUUGAUGCAGUCUAUUUCAACGCAACAGUUGGAGUGACUGUCGAGGAAAAAGAGAGCGCUAUCGUGCAAGUUUCCAAACGAAUGCGAAAUGGUUCGCCUACAACAAUGACAUCUCCUGCUUUGUUGGAGGUUCUUAGGCCCGUGUUGACAUACCACAUGAAUGGAGAGGUCGGAAAGAGUAUCAACACGUCCAUCAUCGUCUCUAGGAUUGUAUAG
This is a messenger RNA of Pyricularia grisea, 822 nucleotides long. RefSeq lists its product as uncharacterized. The transcript has 2 exons. Gene Ontology annotation, biological process: nicotianamine biosynthetic process. The record is from RefSeq and is a predicted model, not a curated record. Gene Ontology annotation, molecular function: nicotianamine synthase activity. NCBI's taxonomy places the organism in Eukaryota, Fungi, Ascomycota, Sordariomycetes, Magnaporthales, Pyriculariaceae. Bases 1 to 822 code for a protein of 273 amino acids.